Molecule: messenger RNA, 153 nt
Organism: Plasmopara halstedii
Lineage: Eukaryota; Oomycota; Peronosporomycetes; Peronosporales; Peronosporaceae
Exons: 2
Coding region: 1-153 (50 amino acids)
Source: RefSeq, a predicted model, not a curated record
AUGGGCGUGAAACAUUGUGUCGCGCAGUGUCAUGAAAUGAAUACGCUACGACAGGACCCACCGCCUCAAUUACCACCGGAUAGGGUAGAUAUGCACAAGGUCUGGGUCACAAAGCAAGGACCUUAUUUUAGUAAAAUGUACGAGGUGAUAUAG